AUGGCUUCAAAAUCUAAAAGCUUUACCAUUCAGGUCGCUCUUGCGGUAGCAUUCCUUAGAGCCUAUGUUGUUUUAUGUGAUGACGCUGUGCCAAUUCCUGCUGACAAGCUCCAAUUAACCAAAUGGUUCAAUGACAAUGUGACGCCCUUAGGUAAAAGAAAGGCCACUCUAGAUUCUGCAUUAUUGACUGCAGAAGCAGGUGCUAAGGUUGUGAAGGUAAUGCAAGAUGGUAGUGGCCAAUUCAAGACCAUCACUGAUGCCAUUAACAGCAUACCUAGCGGGAAUACAAAGCGUGUGAUUGUGUACAUUGGAGCUGGAAAUUAUCAUGAAAAAAUCAAAAUUGAUAGGACAAAGCCUUUUGUCACCUUGUAUGGGGUACCAAAGAACAUGCCAAACCUGACCUAUGGUGGAACUGCACACCAAUAUGGCACUGUUGAUAGUGCUACAUUGAUCGUUGAAUCGGAUUACUUUGUAGCAGCUAAUAUCAUGAUCUCGAAUUCUGCACCAAGACCUGAUGGAAAGAGAACAGGAGCUCAGGCGGUUGCAUUGAGAAUUUCUGGUGAUAAAGCAGCGUUUUAUAAUUGCAAGAUGUUGGGUUUCCAAGACACUAUUUGUGAUGAUAGAAAUAAGCAUUUUUUCAAAGAUUGCUUUAUUCAAGGCACUGUGGAUUUUAUUUUUGGAAGUGGGAAAUCAUUAUAUUUGAACACUGAAUUGAGAGUCCUUGGCGAUAAUGGGAUAACGGUGAUAGUGGCACAAGCAAGAACAAGUAAUACAGAUGAUAUUGUUUAUUCUUUUGUACAUUGUGACGUUACCGGAACUGGGACUGGAACUUUCUUGGGUAGAGCAUGGAUGUCUCAUCCCAAAGUGAUCUUUGCUUAUACCACCAUGAGCAAAAUUGUGAAUAAAUUGGGGUGGAGUGAGAACAACCACCCUGAUUAUGCCAAAUCUGUAUAUUUUGGAGAGUAUCAGAAUAAGGGCCCUGGUGCUAACCCCAAUGGGCGUGCCAGUUUCACAAAGAAACUAACUAACGCAGAGGUCAAACCUUUCCUAACGCUUGGCAUGAUUCAAGGCUCCAAGUGGCUGCUCCCUCCUCCAAAUCCUUCACACUAA
Messenger RNA from Abrus precatorius (Indian licorice), 1110 nucleotides. RefSeq names its product putative pectinesterase 63. The record is from RefSeq and is a predicted model, not a curated record. Lineage: Eukaryota; Viridiplantae; Streptophyta; Magnoliopsida; Fabales; Fabaceae. Gene Ontology annotation, molecular function: pectinesterase activity. Gene Ontology annotation, biological process: cell wall modification.